AUGCAGGAUGAGCUAGACAGGCCCAGGAAGUCUAUUAAUGUUACACCAGGAGGUACAACCCUCAUUUACUGCGGAGUUUGGGGAAAGGAAACACCCGCGGUAGACCUGCAGUUGGAAAUAAACAGAAAAGAGCACAGAACAGAUGAAUACGAACUCGACAAACUGAUCGUGCGGCGAGGCCAGCAUUUCCAGAUCCUAAUCGAGCUAGAUCGUCCUUACCGACCAGACUCAGACUCCCUUGAAAUCUACCUGAUGUACGGUCCCAAGCCUCGAGUCAGCAAAGGAACCCUUGUAAAACUCUGUCCAAAUAAAAGUGACAUCAACAACAGCAAGUACUGGGCCAUGAAGUUGGACGCGGGACCUGAAGAGGGUUUCCUCCUUGUCCACGUAAUGCCGGGUGUUACUUCCAUGGUGGGCGAGUUUAAGAUAGCAGUGGACUGUUUCACGGGCAAGCAGCUCACCAGGUUCCAGGUAAUGGAUCCGGUGGUGGUGCUGUUCAACGCAUGGUGUCCUGAAGAUCAGGUGUACAUAAAGGACGAGAAGGAGAGAGAGGAGUACGUUCUGAAUGAUAUAGGACGAGUCUACGUCGGCUCCAUCACCAACGUGAUAGGUAGGCCCUGGAUAUUCGGCCAGUUUGACGACACCAUGCUCCUAGCUGCCCUAUACCUCCUGGAGUCUGGAGACUGGUUAUCAGACCAGAACAAGGGGGAUGUUGUGGAGGUUACCCGUGCCUUUACCGCCCUGGUGAACAGCUGUGACGACGACAAUGGAAUUCUGUGUGGCAAUUGGAGCGGGGAUUACUCAGGUGGAGCACCUCCUACCAGCUGGACAGGCAGUGUGGACGUUGUGGAGACGUUUUGGAAGAACAGGCCUCAACAAGUUAAGUUCGGGCAGUGUUGGGUGUUUUCGGGUGUUCUGACCUCCUUGUAUCGGACUCUUGGUAUUCCGGCGAGAUCAGUUACAAACUUCUGCUCUGGUCACGACCACGAUGAUAGUAAUACGAUUGACAUCCACUUCGACCAUCUAGGGAACAGUUUAUCUGAUUAUGAUGACAGCACGUGGAACUUCCACGUGUGGGUUGAAGCAUGGUUUACGCGCAGGGAUCUACGCAAUGCCAAGUACGAUGGGUGGCAGGCGCUUGAUGCUACACCCCAAGAAGAGAGUUCAGGUAGGAUGCAGUGUGGACCUGCUCCUCUCACUGCGGUCAAAGCGGGGGACACUAACACCGGCUAUGAUGUAGGCUUCGUGUUUUCAGAGGUUAACGGCGAUAUCGUGUACUGGAUAGUCGAAGAGGACGGAGAUAUGAGGAUAGCUAGAGUUGAUACAAGUGGGGUUGGGAAACUUGUUGCUACAAAGGCAGUUGGAAGCUCCGAAAUGGUGGACAUCAAACAUUUGUAUAAAGCAGAAGAAGGGUCUGCAAACGAGCGCGAAGCAGUAGGCGCAGCAGCCUGCCAAGGCGCGCGCGGAGCUUAUCUUGAGGAUUACUACAAGAACAACACUCUGAGCGAGGAGAUGAAGUUUUCAGUGAAUAUAGGAGAAGUGAAGUUGGGGGAAAGUGUAGUGAUUCAGCUGGAGGCUAAGAAUACUUCCUCGGAGCCGAAGACAGUGAAAGUGGUAAUGACGUGCAGUAGUUGUACUUAUAUGGGCAGGGUUUUGGGGGAGCUGAAGAGAAUGCAGCAUACCCUCUUUGUACCAGAGCGUGACACAAGUAAAUGUGCGCUGUACCUCUCCCCCGAAGACUACGUUUGCAAGAUGACCCCAGACGGGGCUGUAAAGGUAUCUGUGAGAGCCGCGGUGGACGGAACCAACCAAAUCUACACAGAUUCAGAACAAUUUGACUUCAAGAAACCCAGCAUCAUCCUAACCCCCUCAAGUAAGCAGGUCCAGAAGGGACACAGCAUAAAACUGAAGAUUCAGGUGCAAAACCCUCUGAAGGUGCCCCUCAAGAAUGGGAGGAUUAGGUUGGAGAUGGCCAGGAACUUGAGGCCGGUGAACGUGAACUGCGGGACAGUGAAACCUAAACAUAAGAUGUCAGCUACGGUGACAGUCCAGGCUAAGAAAGUGGGAGAGAGACAGUUUGUAGCUACCUUUAAUUCCAAUGAACUGAUGGAUAUUCAGGGGGAAUGUACUGUUAAUGUGUUCGAAUAG
Bolinopsis microptera is the source of this 2148-nucleotide messenger RNA. Its product is annotated as protein-glutamine gamma-glutamyltransferase K-like. NCBI's taxonomy places the organism in Eukaryota, Metazoa, Ctenophora, Tentaculata, Lobata, Bolinopsidae. Bases 1 to 2148 code for a protein of 715 amino acids. The transcript is spliced from 4 exons. The record is from RefSeq and is a predicted model, not a curated record. Gene Ontology annotation, biological process: peptide cross-linking. Gene Ontology annotation, molecular function: protein-glutamine gamma-glutamyltransferase activity.